This is a messenger RNA of Periophthalmus magnuspinnatus, 609 nucleotides long. RefSeq names its product guanylyl cyclase-activating protein 2-like. Gene Ontology annotation, cellular component: cone photoreceptor outer segment; photoreceptor inner segment. The transcript is spliced from 4 exons. The coding region runs from base 1 to 609 and encodes 202 amino acids. Gene Ontology annotation, molecular function: calcium ion binding; calcium sensitive guanylate cyclase activator activity. NCBI's taxonomy places the organism in Eukaryota, Metazoa, Chordata, Actinopteri, Gobiiformes, Gobiidae. The record is from RefSeq and is a predicted model, not a curated record. Gene Ontology annotation, biological process: visual perception.
AUGGGUCAAACGCAGCACAUGGAGCACCCAAACCACUCAGAGCACCCAGAGCGCCCAGAGAAGAUAGACGUGGCGGCAAUCCAGGACAUGUACAAGAAGUUUCUGAUGGAGUGCCCGAGUGGAGUGCUCUUCCUUCACGAGUUCAAAAAAUUUUUCGGCGUCGAACCCACGGGAGAGGCCUCAGAAUAUGCGGAAAACAUGUUCCGAGCCUUUGACAAGAAUGGGGACAACACCAUUGACUUCUUGGAGUUUGUAGCGGCUCUGAACCUGGUGUUCAGAGGAGAUCUUCAGCACAGACUACGCUGGUCCUUCAAAGUGUAUGACCGCGAUGGAAAUGGGCACGUGGACCGUGAGGAGCUGAGAGCCAUCCUAGAGAGUAUCUACAGAGUGAAAAAGGGCAAAAGGACAGAAGGAAGUGAGGAGAUGAGUGUGGACGAAGCAGUGGACAGACUUCUUGAAACCGUGGACACCGAUGGAGACGGUUUCAUAAAUAUGGAGGAGUUCUUGCAGGGGGCUAAGCAGGACCCUUGGGUGCUGAACAUGCUGAAGCUGGACAUGGACCCUACGUUUUGGGUGUUAGAGCAGAGAAGACGGAGCGCCCAUUUUUAA